Cuscuta campestris is the source of this 1308-nucleotide messenger RNA. The record is from the annotation of a GenBank genome assembly. Lineage: Eukaryota; Viridiplantae; Streptophyta; Magnoliopsida; Solanales; Convolvulaceae.
CAGCACAAAAAGAACCCCCCACCUGAAGAAGCGUGCAGCCCAAGCGAAAGAAUCGCCUGAACCCAACCCGAAACAGACUCCCUUCUCUCUCAUCCCAAAUGAUCGAUUUCAUCCAAUACACAUAGGAAGAAGACGAUCGCCUUUUGGGGAUUUUUUGUUUGUUCUUCCAGAAGCUUUAAGCGGGGGUUUGAAGGCGGCGGCUGUGGCGGCGGUUGAGUGAAUGGGAGGCGAUGAGGAAGUCUUUUAAAGAUUCACUCAAAGCACUGGAAGCUGAUAUUCAACACGCUAAUACUCUGGCUUCUGAUUACCCAAAAGCUUAUGGAGGUGCUUGCCUUCAAAUGAGGCUGUCAUACAGUCCCUGUGCUCAUAUGUUUCUGUUUCUUGUUCAGUGGACUGAUUGUAAACUCGCCGGUGCUCUCGGAUUGAUCAGGGUCCUCAUAUACAAGGCUUAUGAGAAUGGUAAAACAAGCAUGUGUGUUCAUGAAAGGAAAGCUAGCAUAAGAGAGUUUUAUGGGGUGAUAUUCCCUUCCCUCUUGCAACUACAAAGGGGAAUCACUGAUGUGGAAGAGCGGAAGCAGAGAGAAAUAUUGGAGAAUAAAUACCGAAAAAGGGAUGAUAGUAAUAGCAAGGGGAAGUUAUCUGAAAUUGAAGCAGAGAGGGAAGAGGAAUGUGGGAUUUGUUUGGAGUUGGAACCCAAAGUUGUCCUGCCUGACUGCAACCAUGCUUUGUGUAUGAAGUGCUACAGAAACUGGCGUGUUCGAUCACAGUCAUGCCCUUUCUGCCGAGACAGUCUAAAAAGAGUGAACUCUGGAGACCUUUGGAUCUGUACAAACAGUGGCGAAGUUAUCGACCUGGCUGCAAUAUCAACGGAGAAUUUGAAGCGACUUUUGUUAUACAUUCAAAGCUUGCCUCUCCUCUUCCCAGCAGAUCAUUCGACACUCGUUUCCUAUGAUCCCAGCUGCAGAUAACACCAAACUUAAUCUAUUUACCCACACGUAUAUCAUAGUUAUAUAUAAUUAUAUACUUAUAAUUAUAUAAUGAUACAGAUUGGAUGGUCCUAUUUUUGUACAUAAGUAACACAACACAUCCCAGGGAACAAUUAUUGUUUUUAAAUCAGGUUUCUUUUAUAUAGUGCUGCUCAUUGCUUGCAAAUAUUGAGAUGAAGUCAUCAUUAUAUUUGCUUUGUUUAUUUAUUGGGCAAAUAAUGGGUAACGCUAAGUGUGACCCAAGUUUCUCCCACCCUUCAUUCCGACACGCAUAGACGAACACUAUCACUCUGCGUGUUGGUAAUAAAUAGGGGGCAAACUU